Trichoderma virens Gv29-8 is the source of this 1446-nucleotide messenger RNA. RefSeq lists its product as uncharacterized. Gene Ontology annotation, molecular function: succinate-semialdehyde dehydrogenase (NAD+) activity. The record is from RefSeq and is a predicted model, not a curated record. The coding region runs from base 1 to 1446 and encodes 481 amino acids. NCBI's taxonomy places the organism in Eukaryota, Fungi, Ascomycota, Sordariomycetes, Hypocreales, Hypocreaceae. The transcript has 2 exons.
AUGUUCCUCGGAGAAGCCAAGGACGCGCAGGUCGUGCCCUUCAUCAUCAAUGGCGAGGACUACUAUCCUGAGAGAUCAUUUGAUGUCACAUCUCCUGUGACUGGCAAAGUGGUACACCGCUGUGGCGCUGCCACUCUCGCAGAUGCCACUGCUGCUGUUGAUGCCGCUGCCGCGGCCUUCAAGACUUGGAGAAAGUCAACACCCGUUCAACGACGUGACAUUUUCCUCAAGGCCGCCGAUAUUAUCCAGCAGAAGAGCGAUGAGUUAGCCGAGAUCAUGUCAAAUGAGACGGGAGCUGCGACGCCAUGGGCUCUCUUCAACAUCAACACCGCUGCAGAGUUGAUUAGAGACGCUGCCAGCCGAACCUCUGCUAUCGAAGGUUCAUUUCCUACAUUGAUGGAUCCCAACACCAGUGGCAUAGUCCUACGAGAGCCCUAUGGAGUUGUUCUGUCUGUGGCCCCUUGGAAUGCCCCCUACAUUCUACCCACUCGUUCUAUUGCUGGCCCUGUUGCCGCAGGAAACACAGUUAUUCUCAAAGCUUCAGAGCUUGCGCCGCAAUCUAUGAGGGCUCUUGUAUCCGUCUUCCACGAGGCAGGUCUGCCCAACGGAGUCAUCAACAUGAUUGCCCACGACCGGGAUACUGCGGCUGAGAUCACAACGGCUUUGAUUGCCAACCCCCACAUCAAGAAGAUCAACUUUACGGGCAGCACCAACGUUGGACGAGUCAUCGGAAGGCUCGCUGGCGAGCACCUCAAGCCAGUCAUUCUAGAGCUUGGCGGCAAAGCACCGGCCAUUGUCUGGGAGGACGCGGAUCUAGAUGUCGCAGCCCAGCAAUGCGCAUUGGGCGCGUUCCUUCACGGCGGCCAGAUCUGCAUGUCUACAGAGAGGAUCAUUAUUCACAAGAAGAUCAAGGGCCAGUUCCUAGAGAAGCUGACGGCGGCCGUCAAGGACAUGUUCCCGUCUGAUGGGCCCGCUCCUAUUCUCGUCAAUGAAAUGGCCGUCAAGCGGAACAAGGCGCUCGUCGAAAAUGCCACAUCCAAAGGCGCCACGGUGAUUAUAGGAGACAUCAAGGCUCUCGAGUCACGCAGCACUGAGUUGCGCCCAGUCGUUGUCGACAAGGUGGCGCCCGGUAUGGAUCUAUACAAGACGGAGUCGUUUGGCCCAACUGUGUCCCUUUAUGAGAUUGAGACGGAGGAGGAGGCUCUGGAGCUUGCAAACGACGCUGAUUACGGCCUUACGUCGGCCGUCUUCACCGAAGACCUCAGGAGGGGCCUUCGUUUUGCGAGGGAGAUUGAUUGUGGCGCCGUUCACAUCAACAACAUGACUGUUCAUGACGAGCCAGCUCUGCCACAUGGAGGGACCAAGUCAAGUGGGUUCGGGCGCUUCAAUUCAUCCGUUGGGCUGGACGAGUGGGUGAGAACGAAGACGGUCACUUUUAAGAACUAA